GUAUGAACCACUUUAUAGUUUAUAAUAACUUUAUAUAUCACAGAAGUAGUUAUAUUGAUUAUUGAUAGAUGGUGUUGAAAAGGAGGGAAAUUUUUUUGGGUGAAAUUAGAAGCUGAUAAUAAUACAAGAAAGCGGGAACUGAGACGGGGGGAAAGAGUGAUGUUCCGGCGAAUAAGCUCCAAUGCUCGUGCAACUGUGUCGAUUAUGGCUGCUCUCACACCCAAUUGGGAGAGAUCUCUUCUUUCUGGUCUCAGUCGCCCCAAUUCCUUUAAUGAUGGCUUCCUCAAUUGUUACACAAUGAAAUUAGUGAAACCUUAUGGUGCCCAUAUUGGAUUGGUGCCUUCGCUUAGUAGAAAAAGCUCAGGUUUGAGGUUGGAAGUGCCACGAAACUCCCUAAGAAUAACAUAUCAGCUCACCACCCCUCAAGUCCAAAAUGUUGGAAAAACUGACUUCAGGGAGGACUUUUUUGAACAGAUGAAACAGAGGUUUUUGAAUUUUAAGAAACAUAAAUACUUGGCAGAACUGGAUCAUUUCCGAACUCUAGCUGAUAUUCAAUCACCAAAGUUUAUGGUAAUUGCUUGUGCAGACUCUAGGGUAUGCCCCUCUAACAUUCUUGGAUUUCAACCUGGCGAGGCAUUCAUGAUUCGAAAUGUUGCAAAUUUAGUUCCUCCCCUAGAGAAUGGACCUUCAGAAACUAACGCUGCAGUUGAGUUUGCCGUGAAUACUCUUGAAGUUGAACAUAUAUUAGUCGUCGGCCACAGUAGCUGUGCAGGAAUUCAAGCCCUUAUGAGCAUGGAAGAUGAUGUGGGCUCCAGCUUUGUUGAAAACUGGGUUGUUAAAGGCAAGGUUGCACAGGCAAAAGCAAAGGCCGAUGCAGCCCACCUUAGCUUUGACCAUCAAUGCAGACACUGUGAGAAGGUUUCAAUAAACCAGUCAUUACUAAACUUGUUAACGUACCCGUGGAUAGAAGAAAGGGUCAGGAAAGAAAUGCUAUCCCUUCAUGGAGGUUACUAUGAUUUCCAAAGUUGUACAUUUGAGAAGUGGACACUCGAUUUCAAUGGAAGCAGCACUGAAGAUGGCAGUUUUUCUGUCAAAGACAGAGUAUUUUGGUCUUGAAUCUCUUGGAAUGGCAUCUUUGUCAAUUCCGGACACUGUAGUCAUUCCAUUAGUACAAGUGUAUGGAAUACCUUCUUGUUGUUAUUGUUGUAUAUGGUACAUACCUUAAGAAAUGUAAACAAAUCCCACUGA
Messenger RNA from Tripterygium wilfordii, 1248 nucleotides. RefSeq names its product beta carbonic anhydrase 5, chloroplastic-like. The transcript is spliced from 10 exons. Gene Ontology annotation, biological process: carbon utilization. Bases 160 to 1116 code for a protein of 318 amino acids. The record is from RefSeq and is a predicted model, not a curated record. Gene Ontology annotation, molecular function: carbonate dehydratase activity; zinc ion binding. NCBI's taxonomy places the organism in Eukaryota, Viridiplantae, Streptophyta, Magnoliopsida, Celastrales, Celastraceae.